AUGAGGGGCUUUGUGAACGCCCACAGGAAAUUCAUAUUUGGUGUGUUAGACAGGAACACGGAAAUGUCAGCGCCCAAAAGUGGGGCAGAAGCGUCAGCCUCCCAGCACAGAAGGAUGUCCUACUCCAACGAGUCCUGCGGCAUCAGCUGCCCCCAGCCCAUCGCCGAGAGCUCCAACGAGCCGUGUGUGCAGCAGUGCCCCGACUCCAGAGCCCUGAUCCUGCCCCCGCCGGUGGUGGUGACCAUCCCGGGCCCCGUGCUCAGCACCUGCCCUCAGGAGAGCGUUGUGGGAUCGUCAGGCCCAGCCUUGCCGGGACGUUCCUUCAGUUCCCGCAGCUCCCAGGGCUACGGGGGCUCCUUUGGGCUGGGAGGUUCUGGGGGUUAUGGGGCCCCCCUGGCCUUGGGGGGCUCCUCUGGCUAUGGGGGCUCCUUUGGUUAUGGGGGCUAUGGAGGCUCCCAGGGCUAUGGGGGCUCCCUUGGGGGCUAUGGGGGCUCCCGGGGCUAUGGGAGCUCCUUUGGCCUGGGAAGCUGUGGGGGCUAUGGGGGCUUCCAGGGCUAUGGGGGCUCCCUGGGCUAUGGGGGCUCCCUUGGCUACGGCCGUUCCCUGGGUUAUGGAGGCUCCCUUGGGGGCUAUGGGGGCUCCCUUGGGGGCUAUGGGGGCUCCUUUGGCAAUUGCGGGAGGUCCUACAGCUCCGGCUUCUCCUCACGGGGCCUGGGCUAUUCCCUGCCUGGCUCCCAGAGAUGGAGCAGGUCCCGCCGCGGGAGCUGUGGGGUUUUCUAA
Zonotrichia leucophrys gambelii is the source of this 780-nucleotide messenger RNA. Its product is annotated as keratin, type I cytoskeletal 9-like. The coding region runs from base 1 to 780 and encodes 259 amino acids. NCBI's taxonomy places the organism in Eukaryota, Metazoa, Chordata, Aves, Passeriformes, Passerellidae. The transcript has 4 exons. Gene Ontology annotation, molecular function: structural constituent of cytoskeleton. Gene Ontology annotation, cellular component: intermediate filament. The record is from RefSeq and is a predicted model, not a curated record.